CGGGAGGGCCCGCGGGGGCGGAGGCAUGGCGGACGUGUUGAGCGUCGGGGUGAACCUGGAGGCCUUCGCCCAGGCCAUCAGUGCCAUCCAGGCGCUGCGUUCCAGUGUGAGCAGGGUGUUCGACUGCCUGAAAGAUGGCAUGCGGAACAAGGAGACGCUGGAGGGCCGGGAGAAGGCCUUUAUCGCGCACUUCCAGGACAACUUGCACUCGGUCAACCGGGACCUCAAUGAAUUGGAACGUCUGAGCAACUUGGUAGGCAAGCCAUCUGAGAACCAUCCUCUUCAUAACAGUGGGCUGUUAAGUCUGGAUCCCGUGCAGGACAAAACUCCCCUCUAUAGUCAACUCCUGCAAGCAUAUAAAUGGUCCAACAAGUUGCAGUACCAUGCAGGCCUGGCAUCUGGCCUUUUGAAUCAGCAGUCCUUGAAGCGGUCUGCAAACCAGAUGGGAGUGUCUGCCAAGCGUCGACCAAAGGCACAGCCCACCACCCUGGUCCUGCCACCUCAAUAUGUGGACGACGUGAUCAGCCGCAUUGACAGGAUGUUUCCUGAGAUGUCCAUCCACUUAUCCAGGCCCAAUGGGACAUCAGCUAUGCUUCUGGUGACCUUGGGGAAGGUGUUGAGAGUGAUCGUGGUCAUGAGGAGCCUGUUCAUUGACCGAACAAUAGUGAAGGGGUAUAACGAAAACGUCUACACGGAGGACGGCAAGUUGGAUAUAUGGUCGAAAUCCAACUAUCAAGUAUUCCAGAAGGUGACAGACCAUGCCACCACUGCCCUGCUCCACUACCAGCUGCCCCAGAUGCCAGACGUUGUGGUCAGGUCCUUCAUGACCUGGUUAAGAAGCUACAUAAAGCUGUUCCAGGCCCCAUGUCAGCGCUGCGGGAAGUUCCUGCAGGAUGGCCUGCCCCCCACGUGGAGGGACUUCCGAACACUGGAAGCCUUCCAUGACACCUGCCGGCAGUGACCCCACCCACCCAGGCAGCCCUGAGUGACACUGGCCCUGACCCCUUGCUGCCCACUCUCUGUCCAGCUCUGGCUGUCAUGAAGGACCUUCUAGGAGCACCACCGGGGGAGGUCGCCCAGCCUAGACUUGGUAUUCGCUGGCAAUGCGGGUGAGUCCCCCAGUUUGCUGAAGGUGACUGAAUGAGCCCUGUCACACGGGGGACUUUGUUUUGUGCUUGCUAAGUUAUUUUUAUAAGCAAUAAACCUUUUGUACCCAGGCAA
Molecule: messenger RNA, 1221 nt
Organism: Marmota flaviventris (yellow-bellied marmot)
Lineage: Eukaryota; Metazoa; Chordata; Mammalia; Rodentia; Sciuridae
Gene: Med27
Product: mediator complex subunit 27
Biological process (GO): regulation of transcription by RNA polymerase II
Cellular component (GO): mediator complex
Molecular function (GO): transcription coactivator activity
Source: RefSeq, a predicted model, not a curated record